AUGGCGUCUGAGACAGGUGUGCUGGAUGUGCCUCCUGAGAAGGUGCUGCUCAAAGACCGCAUACAUCCUGGGCGCAUGUUCAUGUUGGACACGGAUGAAGGCCGGCUGGUAGACGAUGCCGAAUUGAAGAGCGCAAUUGCGGCACAGCGACCGUACGGCGAGUGGCUACGUGAGAACCGUGUGUCACUUGAUGACCUGCCGGAGGUUCCUCAGCAGCCGACUCUCAGCCGCGAUAUUCUGCUAGCGCGACAGGUCGCGUUCGGCUACACGCUCGAAGACCUGCGCAUGAUUAUGGAGCCGAUGGCAGAGACCGGCACUGAACCGAUAGGUUCAAUGGGCAACGACACGCCGCUUGCCGUGCUGUCGGAGCAGAGUCCGGUGCUGUUCAACUACUUCAAGCAGUUGUUCGCUCAGGUUAGCAACCCUCCUCUGGACGCAAUCAGGGAAGAGUUGGUUACUUCGCUGGAAUCCAGAGUGGGGAGCGAGGGCAACCUGUUCUCGGAGACGCCGGGGCAGUGCCGCACAUUGCGCGUAAAGCGUCCUGUGCUGACGAAUGCCGAGCUGGAGAAGAUGCGCCGCAUCGACAUGCCGGGCCUGAAGGCGAAGACGAUACGCACGCUGUUCACAACCGACGAGAAUGACGGGGCGCUUGCCCGCGCCGUGCGGAGGAUAUGCGAAGAGGCGUAUGAGGCGGUUCAGGAAGGCAACACGAUAAUCAUCCUGUCGGAUCGAGGUGUUGAUGUUUACAACGCGCCGAUACCGAGCCUGCUUGCCGUUGCGGGUGUGCAUCACCAUCUGAUACGGCAGGGCGUUCGCACGAAAGUGAGCUGA
Geodia barretti is the source of this 831-nucleotide messenger RNA. The record is from the annotation of a GenBank genome assembly. NCBI's taxonomy places the organism in Eukaryota, Metazoa, Porifera, Demospongiae, Tetractinellida, Geodiidae.